Molecule: messenger RNA, 489 nt
Organism: Punctularia strigosozonata HHB-11173 SS5
Lineage: Eukaryota; Fungi; Basidiomycota; Agaricomycetes; Corticiales; Punctulariaceae
Exons: 5
Coding region: 1-489 (162 amino acids)
Source: RefSeq, a predicted model, not a curated record
AUGCCUCCCCGCCCUCAGAAGAAGACCUCCGUCAAACCGGCGUCGGCGAGCGUUGUGCCGCCCCAAGAUGAGCCUAUGGAGUCCAGGUCGAGGGGAGACGCCGAAGCAUCCGAAGAGGGUCGAGUGGAGGUAGUAGUGCCAACGGUUCAUGUGGCGGGAGCGGUGUCGCGGAGCACGACGCGCUCCGAUGCGGAGGUCCGCAGCGAGGUCUCUGCCGCGUCGAGCAAGCUGCGUCACGGUCAGACGGAGCUAUCGCUCCCAGACCAGGCCCCUGUGAAGCGGGCCAAGCACGACGAGCCAGCCUCGGUCGUCGAUGACAACAACAUGUGGCAGCCGGAGGUGAACACGCCGUGUCUUCAGUGCAAGACCGCAAAGAAGGGGUGCCAGCCACCCGUCGCCCGAGGCAAGGCCACAGCAUGCCACAAUUGUGCACGCAGCAAGAAGCUGUGUUCGCUCGCGAACGCCACACCGCUGUCGCGCGAACUGUAG